AUGUCCUCCUCCGCUGUUACCUCUCUCUAUCGGCGUUCCUUGAAAUUGUCCCUUGACUGGGCCGUCCACCGACAAAUAUGGCGUGGACAAGCGGUUUAUAUCCGAUCCCUCUUUGAAGCCAACAAGGACGUCCGCGAUCCUCGCCAGCAACAGAUUUUGCUGCGCGAGACAGAGAAGCUGUUAGAGACCUGGAAGCACCCUGAUCCAUACCGGGCACCCACUGCCCCCGGCGGCAACAAAUGGGAGCGCAACCUGCCCGCCCGUAUCCUGCCGUACGCGCAAUCCCCGGGUGCACACUAA
Molecule: messenger RNA, 300 nt
Organism: Penicillium paradoxum
Lineage: Eukaryota; Fungi; Ascomycota; Eurotiomycetes; Eurotiales; Aspergillaceae
Product: NADH dehydrogenase [ubiquinone] 1 beta subcomplex subunit 9
Exons: 4
Coding region: 1-300 (99 amino acids)
Biological process (GO): mitochondrial electron transport, NADH to ubiquinone
Source: RefSeq, a predicted model, not a curated record